Messenger RNA from Drosophila albomicans, 647 nucleotides. RefSeq lists its product as uncharacterized. The record is from RefSeq and is a predicted model, not a curated record. Bases 80 to 484 code for a protein of 134 amino acids. The transcript has a single exon. Lineage: Eukaryota; Metazoa; Arthropoda; Insecta; Diptera; Drosophilidae.
ACCAGCGCUGGUAAAUAAUUUAGUAUUAAGUUUGAGCAAAGACAGAGUAGAAUAGAGUAAAAAUCGCCAAUAAUCGAAGAUGACGAACGUGGUAUCCUCAAUGUUGAAACCUGAUCAGCCAUUUAAGGAGCUUGGAUGUCCUUCCUGCAAUCUCUUGUCGCUUAACCAUUUGGCGUUACAGCAAAAAAUAAAUGCAAAUUUUAUCUUUCAUGCGAUUAAAAACUAUAAAAAAUCACCGACCGAUCGCAAGACGAUAACCUUCAUUAAAAAUAAGUUUCAGGGUCUAAAGAUCUUAUGGCUUGAGUUCCAGCGCAGGGAUAACCAAAUUCGACGGUAUUACAAUUGCAAGGAGGAUCAGCACGAAUACUUUCAACAGGAAUUGUUUUCGCUCGUAAAAGAGAAAUAUAUGCUAGCCCGUGUUCUCAUGAAUCGCGACAGAAAAAAAUUACUUUUACAUACAACUUUCGAGACUGGAAAUAUUUAAAGUUUAAAAAACGGAAGCAGAUUUAAUAAUUGUCUGUAAUUGUUAAAUUAAGUCUUUUUCAUAUAUGUAUGUAUAGUAUGUGUACUUAAGAAUAUUAAUACUCGCCGAAGAUAUAAGAAUACUCGAGAAGAUAUGAUAUGUUUAGAAAUAGAUAGAUAUAAGA